CUAGUAUUCCAAUACUUUACUGUCGUUUCAGUCGUAUCCAAGUUUUUCACUUUCUAUAUUUUCUCAGUACUAAAAGUCUUAAAAUAUCGAUUAUAAUAUGGCGACAAAUCCGAGCCCUGUUCCAGUUUCUGCAUCCGAUAUGGAAAUAAGUGAAAAUAAAUUCAGCUUCAUAUGCGAGGGAAUAACUAAGCUGAUCCUGUGGCGCAACUGGAAAAAGUCGUUGCUUGUGUUCGUAAUCCUACAGGCCAUAACUUAUGAUCUUUUUUCUGAGUCUGCUCUAUUCGUGGUGAGCGUAUGGGCUUUGACUAUCAUGGCCAUAUCGAUGGGGUACCGUUUUUUCGUUUGGUGCCUUCGUCUGAUUAAAAGAACUGACAUGCAGAAAUAUCUUGACACAGACUUAAUGUUCUCCGUGGAGCUAUCUAACGAACAAUUUGUCCUGUUUUUAACCAAAACUGUUGGGUUCAUAAAUAAUCUACGGGAAGUAUUAAUACUAAAGCGCUUUUGGAAAUCAUUCAUUUUGUUCGGUAUACUCCUCUUAAUUGUCAUGUUUGGAAAGAGAAUUAACUAUCUUUUUAUUUGCCAAUUGGGGCUGUUUCUGCUAUUUACAAUACCCAAAUUGUGUGAGAUGAAAUUUUCCAAAUUUCUAAAACUUUCGAAAUGUAAAAAGCAACUUCAAAUUAGCAAAGUAAACACUUCCGAAACCAAGGAUGCAUUAGACACGAAAUCCUUAAAUGAGUGCGACGAGGAAACUAAAAACCAAAUUGAAAAGCAGCCGGAGGAAAUGGAGCUCCCACUCGAUUCUGAAGCCACCAAGGAAACUAAAAACCAAAUCGAAAAGCAGCUUGAGGAAAUGGAGCUCCCACUCGAUUCUGAAACCACUAAGGAAUCCCAGGAUGCGGUUGAUGAUCUUAAAACCUUUCAAGUAAAGGAAGAAAUAUGCAGUGAUGAUUUCGAGCGACUUGCCGAUUCCUGGUCGGACGAAGAGACAUUGACUGAUCAAACAAAUUAAUACAAGGCGAACUCCUUCAUACAUUUUAUUUUUAUAUAUUAUAUUUUCAAGCGUUUGGAUAAAUUAAAUUUUUAGGAGCUGGGGCACUGAGCCGAGCUAGAGCAAAAUAAAUUCCCUGAGAAAUGUU
Molecule: messenger RNA, 1136 nt
Organism: Drosophila yakuba
Lineage: Eukaryota; Metazoa; Arthropoda; Insecta; Diptera; Drosophilidae
Exons: 2
Coding region: 98-1009 (303 amino acids)
Source: RefSeq, a predicted model, not a curated record